GAGAGUGAAGAGACUGCAGACGGGAGAGGAAAUCGCUGCCAGACGGUCGCUGCUGCCGAGGGGUUUCACAUCUCCCUGGCUGCAGGGAGCUCGUCCAGCUGCCCUCCCGGGGAUGCUCUGCUCCAGGGCUCCCCGGUGCCCCCUGGCACGGUUGGUGCUGCUGUGCCAGGCGCUGCUGGCAGUGGUGAGCAGCCGAGGAACCCUCAAGUGCCAGGAACAAUCUGUUUCUGUCAAUGGGACGCUGUGGCUGCAGCCAGAGGAACCCCCCAAGGAGUGGGUGAGGGUUGAGUGGAGGGUGAUGCUGGAUUCAAGACCCCAACGUAUCCUGACAGCUGAGAAUGGCAUAGUCAAGAGCCCAAAUAAUUCCUUCCAUCAACGAGUCUCAUUUGAGGAGAAGACCCUCUCCUUGCAGAUCAGCCCAGUUGGCACCAAUGACAGUGGGGUCUACAAGGCAGAAUUUGAGAACAGAGAGGGUGUUUUUACAGCCCUGUGCUUCAAUGUGUGGGUGUGGGCUCCUGUCCAACCUCCACACCUGGAGAAACAAAUCCUGCUCCAGGACCAGGGCUGGUGCAACCUCUCCCUGAUCUGCUCUGUGCUUGGUGCUGGUAACAUCUCCUACAACUGGUCCUGCCCUGGGGAUGUCCCAGAGCCUCAUCCUCAGCUGUUCCUGAGGGUCCAUAAGGAUUCUGAACCCUCCAUCUGUGGCUGCAAUGCCAGCAACCCAGUGAGCUGGAGCAUGGCCAGCACCGAUGUCGUGGCCGAAUGCCGUGCUGCAGCCUCAGGGCUUUCCAGUAUCAUUACAUGGUGGGCAGUAGCUGUGUCCUUGGGGUUGGCACUUGCCAUCUCCACAGCCCUCGUUGUCACCUGCUACUGCAGAAGGACACAAAGACAGGACCCCCCAGGACACGUUGAGCAGACACUGACUGUCUACGAGGAAGUUGGCAAAGCUCAACCCACCCAAGACCCUAAUGGGACCAGUGAUGUCAACAUGGGAGGAAACACCAUCUAUGCUGUUGUGUGCAACAGAGCACAGCAGAGACCCAGACCACCUCAGGAGCCCCAGAGCUGCACCAUCUACUCCACAGUUCAGGUCACCAGGAAGUCUCCUUCUCUCAAGAGGAAGAGGUUGGACCCAGCUUUGGUUUCUACUGCCUAUGUAGAGGAUACCAGGGCUUCCAGACUCUGGUGCCCACCGUUUCAGACCACAGCCCCAUCUCCUGCCAGCCUCUGCUAGUGCCUUGGCAAGACAGAAUCACACACAAUCCCAGGAUGGCGGAGGUUGGAAGGGAUCUGUAGGGAUCACCCAGCCCAAGCCCCUGCUAAAGCAGGUUCCCCUGGCUCAGGGGGCUCAGGAACGUGUCCAGGUGGGUUUGGGAAGCUCCUGAGAAGGAGCCUCCACACCCUGCCUGGGCAGCCUGGGCCAGGGCUCCCUCACCUCAGCACCAAAGCACUUUCUCGUUCCUGUGUUCCAGCUGAUGUCCAUCACCCCUUGUCCUGUCCCUGGCCACCACACACCAAACACUGGCCCCAUCCUCUUGCCACCCACCCUUUAAGGACUGAGCAGCAUUGCUGAGCUGCCCCUGAGCUCAGGCUUCUCUUCCCCAGGCUGAGCAGCCCCAGGGCUGCAGCCUUUCCUCCUCACACACAUGUUGCAGCCCCUCAGCAUCUUGGCAGCCCUGCACUGGCCUCUCUGCAGCACUUCCCUGUCUCUCCUGAGCUGGGCAGCCCAGCACUGAUCACAGGACUCCAGCUGAGGCCUCCCCAGGGCAGAGCAGAGGGGGCAGCUCAACCUCCCUCAACUUUUUGCCGACGCUUCUUGAAUUUCCCUUCCUCCUGGAGCACCCAGAGCCCUCCAGCACCUUCUCCAGCAAAGCCAGAGGCUCGUUUGGGAUGGAAAUGGCCAGACACAGGAUUUUACACAACUCCCAGCUGUGCCUUGGAGGCUUCCUGUGAGGCAAGGAGGAAAGGCUCAGCCAUGGAAACCUGUCUGUGCAGGAGAAGUGUGUGAAAUUGGACAGUUUGGGGGUUCUGGGGGCAAGAGGACACGUGUGAUGUGCCCAUGUUCAGUGCCAGCCUGGGGUCUUGGGGGAGUUUCUUGAAGUCCUGAUGGGUUUGAUACACCUCAAGUGUCAUUUCAGGUGUGAAUGUAAGCUGAACAGCAUGAGGCAAUUGUGGUGCUUGUUUAAUUAGCUUAAUUGGCUAUUUAUAGGCUGAAAUGUACCUGUGGCAGAGGGAGGGAUGGGGAGUUGCCUCCUUUGUGGCUCAGGAGCCUCUGGAGUGAUUGAGGUCUGGUGCAGAGAUGCACUUUUCAGAGUUUUAGCCAUAUGUGGUGGGUAUGGGGACAGAGGUGACCCUUGGCCAUCAAUCCCAGACAGGAUGGUCCCUGCCUUCACCUCAUGAGCCACACUGAGACCAGAGGUGCUGCCACAUCCCUUCCCACCUACAUUACCUCAUGGAGUGGCCCUGAGAGAAAAGAGGUGGAGAAAGAGGUGCUCUGGCUUCAAAGAUCUUCCCAAAGACAAGAUCAAGGGCUUUUCUUUGGGAUUCAAAUGAAAUGUGGCACUUUGAUGGCA
Molecule: messenger RNA, 2573 nt
Organism: Colius striatus (speckled mousebird)
Lineage: Eukaryota; Metazoa; Chordata; Aves; Coliiformes; Coliidae
Gene: CD244
Product: CD244 molecule
Exons: 9
Coding region: 113-1234 (373 amino acids)
Biological process (GO): natural killer cell activation involved in immune response
Cellular component (GO): external side of plasma membrane
Molecular function (GO): MHC class I protein binding
Source: RefSeq, a predicted model, not a curated record